AUGUCUGGCCCUGCGCAGCGCAAUCUAACUCUCACAGAGGAGCUGGAGAAAUUGGAGCAGUCAAUCACCUUGACUUUGCAAGAAAUUGACAGCAACUUCUCGCGCGCCCAUAGAAUCGUCACCACCAGCAUCCUACCCAUCGUUGAGCAGUACGCAGAGCAUUCGAAGGAUGUCUGGGAAGGAGCCAAAUUCUGGAAACAAUUCUUCGAGGCCAGUGCCAAUGUCUCCCUAUCAGGUUACGAGGAAAAUCCAAAUGAGGACACGACGGAGCACGAACAGACAGCAACAACCAUUACGGAGGAAGAGUCGUCCACAAACAUAACACAAAACACAAGCAGCCUAGAAGAGGAAGUGGCAUCAUACCAAACUCCUUCGUCGGAACACCUUGACCUUGGACACCAUCAACAUCCUGACGAGUCUGAAUUGGAUCUCUCGUCGCUCACGAUAUCUCCAUCUCAUAGCACCCCUCGAGCCCCGGGUAAAAUGGCUCAGCUUGGUGGCGGUGAUGAGACACCUUCAUCCUCGUCAGUUAUGGGCGGUUAUUCUCCUCCAACAACCUACGGCGAAGAAAACAGUAGACUUGGAGAACAUGACGAGUCGACUCUGCCAGAUAAUGAUGCGCCCGUCACCCCCGGCAGAUACGCAGGCCGAUACCACCAAUCCGCUGCUGAUGUCGAGAGUGAUACUCCAAUGUCAUCUCCAUUCAUUCCUCCGCCGACAACCUCCUCCCGCAACCAGCAGCCAUCAACGUCCACAAUGAAGAAUUACUACCAGAAACCCACCGACCCGAUUCUGCACCAUGUCCUCGACAAGACCUACCGUGUUCAAGCCACGCCACUUUCCAAGAAAGGUGCAGGUUUGGGAGCAGGGGCAGCAGGAACAUUCAAACCAACCAAAUUCUCCGUCAUGACCCCGAAACGAAAACCCGCUUACGACUCCUCGCCUCUUUCCAGUCCGGAACUCGAAGCCCCCAAACUCCAUGAAGAGAUCUUCGCAUCGCCCAUUAACGCCAGAAAGAAUAACAGCAAUACCAGAACCCCAAAUACCCCCCGGACAAGAAUAAAACCACAGAGAAGCCGCACCACUCCCAGACCCGGUACCAGUGUCCUAACACCCGGCAACAACAAGAACAAAAAUAAUAGCUGGGACAGCGAUGAUGACGCCGACGACCGAUUCGGCGCCGAAUUCGACGACGACGACGACGAUGAUACAGCUACUGGUCUUGGUGUUAGUCCGCCCAAGACCAUGCAAUUCCAUAUUCCGCAUAGUCGGUUGAUGAAGACUCCAGCCAAAGAAGCAUCCAAACGAAUCGUCUCUGAUCUUCUGGCGACAGCGGGUGGGGGAACAGGGACAUCUUCAAGUAUUUACAAUGACGAUGACGAUUCGUUUCAACUCGAAACACCGCAAGUUAAGUAG
Talaromyces atroroseus is the source of this 1416-nucleotide messenger RNA. RefSeq lists its product as hypothetical. The record is from RefSeq and is a predicted model, not a curated record. The transcript is spliced from 4 exons. Gene Ontology annotation, biological process: attachment of spindle microtubules to kinetochore. NCBI's taxonomy places the organism in Eukaryota, Fungi, Ascomycota, Eurotiomycetes, Eurotiales, Trichocomaceae. The coding region runs from base 1 to 1416 and encodes 471 amino acids. Gene Ontology annotation, cellular component: mitotic spindle; DASH complex; mitotic spindle pole body.